AUGGCGUACAACAUCCCCGACGUCCGACGCAUCCGCAGCUACUUCCUCCGCCUCCCUCUCGCUACGCGCCUCCUCCUCCUCGUCCUCACCGGCUUCUACAUCGCCGUCGCCAUCCGCCCCGAACUCGAGCAGUGGGGAGCGCUGAUACCGCAGGAGAUCAACUUGACGACACUCUACCGCCUAAACACCUACCCCCUCCUCCACAAAUCCCUCCCCCACUACCUCCUCAACACCCUCACCCUCCUCCCGCUCCUCGAGCGCUUCGAGUCCGACCACGGCACCAUCGUCACCCUCCUCCUCUUCACCGGCUCCUUCGGCUACCUGCCAGGCGGCCUCUACACGCUCCUCGAGCGCUACGUCUUCCACUCCAACACCUCCGCUUUAGGGGCCAGCGUCUGGGUCUUCCUGCUCCUCGCCUCGGAGUCGAUCAAAACGUACCGCGCGAAUCCGAAUUUCCAGAUACUGGAUGUGCGGAUCCCAACGUGGACGACUCCGCUCAUUUUUAUCCUUAUUGUGAGCUUCUUGGUGCCGCAUACGAGUUUCCUGGGACAUAUCUGUGGCGCGGCGACGGGGUAUCUGUGGGGGCUGGGGUAUAUACGGUUUUUGGCGCCGAGUGAGAAGAUUCUGCGGUGGAUUGAAGGGAAGUUGAAUUUGUUGGGCAGAAUUCCGCAUUAUGUGAGUGUGGAUCAGAAGACGUAUGGGCGGUAUGGGGUGCUGCCGAGUACGAGUGCGGGAGGUGCUGGGGUGGCGAGGGUGGGAAGUAUGCAGGAAGGUAUUUUGGCGGGAGGGGGUGGAGCGCCACUGAGGCCGAUGACGCCGGCGGGAGGGCAGAGGUUGGGCGGUUGA
This is a messenger RNA of Saxophila tyrrhenica, 846 nucleotides long. RefSeq names its product putative rhomboid protease (gene RBD2). Bases 1 to 846 code for a protein of 281 amino acids. Gene Ontology annotation, molecular function: serine-type endopeptidase activity. Gene Ontology annotation, cellular component: membrane. The record is from RefSeq and is a predicted model, not a curated record. The transcript has 2 exons. Lineage: Eukaryota; Fungi; Ascomycota; Dothideomycetes; Mycosphaerellales; Extremaceae.